Candida dubliniensis CD36 is the source of this 3633-nucleotide messenger RNA. RefSeq names its product serine/threonine protein kinase (gene KIN2). The coding region runs from base 1 to 3633 and encodes 1210 amino acids. The record is from RefSeq and is a predicted model, not a curated record. Gene Ontology annotation, molecular function: ATP binding; protein serine/threonine kinase activity; tau-protein kinase activity. NCBI's taxonomy places the organism in Eukaryota, Fungi, Ascomycota, Pichiomycetes, Serinales, Debaryomycetaceae. Gene Ontology annotation, cellular component: cytoplasm. Gene Ontology annotation, biological process: microtubule cytoskeleton organization; intracellular signal transduction; protein phosphorylation. The transcript has a single exon.
AUGAACCAUCAAGAUCCAGAUUUACAAUAUCAUAAUAAAAAGGCGUAUCCACCAAAUCUAUCAUCAAUUGCGCCUCCGCCACAACAACCUUUGAGUGGAAGACCUGCAACUCCAAGAAUGUUACGUAGUAUAAGUGGCACACUAAAAUCUAGAACAGAACUUUCUAAUUCUGACAGGAGUCAGGAAUUGAACAAUGAAACCAAAAGUAGCAAUUCCCCUCACUAUGUUGUUGAUACACAUAACAGACAACCAGAACCAGAAUCACUCAGACCAAAUAUUCAAGCUCCAACAGCUGUUCAUGGGAGUCAACAAAAAGGACUGUUGUUGCCACCUCCAUCUAUUCCAAAUCCAGCCAACAUGAAACCAGCACCAACACCAACUGGUGUGGACCAACCACCGGCAAAACAAAAACCGGUGCCAGCACCUAAACACCCACAACCACCACCACAACAACAACCACAACAACAACAGCAACAGCAAUUUCAUAGAAAAUCGAUUGGUGAUUGGAAUUUCGUAAAGACCAUUGGUGCUGGGUCUAUGGGUAAAGUUAAAUUGGCACAGCAUAAUGCCACACACGAAAUUUGUGCCGUUAAAAUCAUUCCCAGAGCAGCCAAACUUUAUCAAAGAGCUCAUGCUAACGACCCUCCUCCACAAACGACACAGGAAGCAGCACAGAGACAUAAAGAGUUUGAGAAAGAAGUUGCCAGAGACAGAAGAACUAUACGUGAAGGGGCAUUGGGGAGAUUGUUAUACCACCCUUUUAUUUGCCGUUUAUACGAGAUGGUACCCAUGACGAACCAUUAUUAUAUGUUAUUUGAGUAUAUUGAAGGAGGGCAAAUGUUAGAUUAUAUUGUUGCUCACGGGUCAUUGAAGGAACGGCACGCCAGGAAAUUCGCUAGGGGUAUUGCGUCAGCUUUGGAUUACUGUCACCGAAACAAUGUUGUUCACCGUGAUUUAAAGAUUGAGAAUAUUAUGAUAAACGAAAAAGGUGACAUCAAGAUUAUUGAUUUUGGGUUGUCAAACUUGUAUGCUCCCAAAAACUUGUUGAAAACGUAUUGUGGCUCGUUGUAUUUUGCUGCACCAGAACUAUUAAGUGCCAAGCCAUAUAUUGGGCCCGAGGUUGAUGUGUGGUCAUUUGGGGUUGUUCUUUAUGUUUUGGUUUGUGGUAAAGUACCUUUUGAUGACCAGUCGGUUUCGGUUUUGCAUGAAAAGAUCAAGAAAGGAAAUGUCGAGUAUCCUGCUUUUCUUUCAAGAGAGUGUGUGUCAUUGCUUGCAAGAAUGUUAGUUGUUGACCCCACAAAGAGAGCAUCUUUGUACGAAGUUUGUCUGCAUCCAUGGAUGAACAAGGGUUAUGAUUAUAAGGUGAACAAUUAUCUUCCCAAAAGGGAACCUUUGCGUUUACCAUUAGACCCUGAAAUUAUCAAAACCAUUGCUAAUUUUGAGCUAGGUACAGCGCAGGGUGUAGCCGAUGAGUUGACGAGUAUUUUGACGAGUGUUGAAUAUCAAAUGAGUUGUGAAAACUGGUACAAAAUAACUGAAAGUGGGAGAGAGUAUGCAUCUUCCCAGAAUGCACAAAUAUUACCUGAUCCAACUGGCGGGUUCCAUCCCUUGGUAUCUAUUUAUUAUUUGGUGGAUGAAAUGAGAAAGAGGAAAAAGGCAAAAGAAGAAGCAUUAAAGGCUCAAAGACGUGCACAGGUUCCGACUAUUGCUGUUCCUACACCAAAACAACAACAACAACAACAACAACAACAACCACCGCCUGAUACCUCUCAGCCAUUACCAGAACGCAAACCUGCACCACAUGAGGAGAUAACCAACUCUGCUGUGGCAACCCAGGCACAGGCAAACACGAAUGCACCAAAAAUCGUGGAAACCUUUUCAGAGACCCCACAAAGAACAUUGGACCCGUCAAAACAAUCAGUGGACGAAAAACCAAGUGCACCAGCGCCAUCUAUUGCUGUUCCAGAACAAGCUCACACAUCAUCUGUCCCAUCAUCAUUUGUUAAGACACAAACUUCGAUUGAUGAAGAUCAACUUUCGAUUCCUGAGCAGCAAAGUCCAAGAACCUCUACUCCACAAACUUUGGAUCCUGCAAAGGCAGUUGGUGGAUCGUCUGGAUCUGCUAUAUCUGCACCUAAUGCUGGUACUGGUGCCGGCUUUAAUUCUUUGUUGAGAAGAUUGUCGUCAAAGAAAUAUAAGGGAGCUAGCUCUCCUAAACGUUCAACGUCUCCACUGCCAAAUGUUGAAAGUCUUUCGCCACAACCAACUAAGACCGAUCCAAUGGUCCGCCGUGGUGUUAGUAUGAAGGUGACUGCCAAAGAAAAACAAACGAAUACAAGACCUACAAAGUCAGAGUUAAUCAAGAAGAAGCCACAGCAUGGCCGCUCUUCCUCCACGUCAAACAAAAUGCAAGGAUUUAUUCCUGUUGAGUAUUUGCCGCCAUUACCAACCAUUGAUACCAAUACCAACACAAUUGUUUCAGAAAGUGCUAAACAAGAAAAUUUGGCCGUGCCCUCGCUGUCACGUAACAUGCAUCCUACAGCUAGGGCGAAAUCUGUUGGUGGUGGUCAUAUGCGUAAGGAUUCGUAUGGACGUGCACCACACGGACUGCAGAAUCCAUUACCGCCGCUUCCAAUCUCCAUGGCAACUCAGAAUAGUCAAGAAGUUGUUGGGAAAGAUACUAAUGAGGGCUUUUUCGAUGAUGUUGAAUUGGAUGAUGUGGGGUACCAACAAGUUCCUCAACUCACAGAAUCAGAAAUUAUUGAACAGUAUAAUCUUUCCAAGCCUAAUAGCAUGCCAUCUAUUGAGCAUUGUAAGACAUUGUUUUUAAAAGGAUUUUUUAGUGUUCAGACUACAUCUGCCAAACCGUUACCUGUUAUUAGAUAUAAUAUAAUUAAUGUGUUGAGUAAGUUGGGGGUUAGAUUUCAAGAAGUGAAAGGUGGGUUUGUUUGUAUGCACACACCAUCUGUGCAACCUAACCAUGGUAAUGAACUUGAUGAAGAGAAUAAAUUGUAUGGCGAUGCAUUCAAGUCGAAAUCGAGUGAUUCAUUUGAAGCGGUUGAAGCCGAAGGAUCAAAGACACCAAGUCGCCAACCUUCAUUUCAAAUGCUGUCACAUGCGCCAACAACCCCAUCAGGUCCUAAAUCUCAUAGGUCAAGUAACUCAAUUGGAAGCAUUAGCGGUAAUGUACCAAGACGUAAGUUUUCCAUUGGUAAUGCGUUUAAUACCUACCGUAAAAAGAAUGGUUCUCAAGUGAUGAUGCCCCCAAACACACCAGCUACGGCAAAAGUGAUCCAUGGGUUGUAUGAUGACGACGGCAAGGAGAGAAAUGGUGAUGAAGACGAUGAUGUUGGAGAUGAUGAGUAUGGGUAUGAUGAUUCCGCUGAUUCGCUCAAUGGAUAUGGUGGUGGUAGUGAUAUGUUAAUUUCUUCGCGUAUUGAACAACGUGCCAAACAUCAACGAACUGUUAGUAGUUCGAGUCAGAAAGCUAGCAAGUCGCCCUUAAAGUUUGAAAUCCAUAUUGUUAAAGUACCACUUGUGGGAUUAUAUGGUGUUCAAUUUAAGAAAAUAAUGGGGAAUACAUGGAACUAUAAGACAUUAGCUAGUCAGAUUUUAAAUGAAAUGAAUUUAUAG